CAGUGGCGCCUCAGCGGGCGGGAAGAGCCAUGGCGGCGCUUCCUGCGGGAUCCAUAGUCCCCGAUGACCCUUGGGUUUGAGAGUGGAUAGGCUUCGGCUAAAUAAAGGGGUUAUGUUCUUCUGGCCCUGGCUCUGACCAAGCACUUCAUUAUUACCUCACUUGACCCGUAGGAGGAGAGAUUUUUGCCUGCAUUUUGGUCAAAAGCUACCAUUUUAUGCAAGCCCACUAAUCAAGACCAUCGCUGGGUGGCAGCGGGACCCACGAAAAGCUCCCCUUAUACGGUACUGCCUUUUAACGAUCGUUAGGAUUCUGCAGUUCAGGAUACAGUAUUCCUACAGGACUUUCAUUGCUCUUGCAAAGCAGGAACGCGGUUUUACUCCAUAGCAAGGAGAUUUCACCCCAGCAGCAAAGAGACCGAAGCCACAACAGUUCCCGCCGCUCUGGGAUAGCAACGCCCCGCCUCCUUUCAUCAAAACGCGAAAGCCCGCCCGCCGCUCUGAGCCUUGCGAAUCAGAAGCGGCCGGGGUGCGUUUUACGCGGCGAUCGGGCCGCUCUGUUUUUCCUGCCUGCCGGGUUGCUGCUGCCCCUGCCGAAGCGGCUAGAAUGCUGGAGCAACUAGGAAGAGGCCAUCUGCUCUACCUUACCUCAAGUGGCUGGCUGGCUGGCUGGCUGGCUGGCAGGAAAAACGAAUAAGUACCUGCAUCUCCAGAGCAGACCUUAGAUGUUGGGAUGUUGAAGAUGCUGGAUGUUGGGAAAUGGCCAUUAUUUGCUCUCCACUCUCAAGAGGAAUUGAAGUUAAUUCGUCAGGUUUGCGUAUUUGGCAGUGCUGGCAAUGAAGUUCUUUAUGCAACUGAAAAUGAUGAGGUUUUUGCUUUAGGCACUAACUGCAGCGGAAGUUUGGGAAUUGGUGAUGUACAGAGCAGCAUUGAACCUCGAAGAAUAAAUAUUUUAUGUGGCAAAAAAUUAGCUUCCCUCAGUUAUGGAAGUGGACCUCAUGUUGUUCUGGCUACUACUGAGGGAGAAGUAUAUGCUUGGGGUCAUAAUGCUUACAGUCAACUGGGAAAUGGAACAACCAGUCACAGCUACAUUCCUUGCCAAAUCUCCACCAACUUGGUAAACAAAAAAGUAAUUGAAGUUGCCUGUGGCUCACAUCAUUCAAUGGUAUUGACUGCUGAUGGUGAGGUGUAUUCAUGGGGUUAUAAUAAUUCAGGACAAAUUGGAUCUGGUUCAACAGCCAAUCAGCCUAUUCCUCGAAGAGUUACUGGCUGCUUACAAAACAAGAUAGCAAUUAACAUUGCUUGUGGUCAGAUGUGCUCAAUGGCUGUGAUAGAAAAUGGUGAGGUUUAUGUUUGGGGUUAUAAUGGUAAUGGUCAGCUUGGAUUAGGCAAUGGUGGCAAUCAGCCGACACCAUGCAGAAUAGCAGCUUUACAAGGCAUCCACGUGCAAAGGAUUGCCUGCGGCUAUGCACAUACACUAGUGUUAACAGAUGAAGGCCAUAUCUAUGCCUGGGGAGCCAAUUCUUAUGGCCAGCUGGGAACUGGCAAUAGGAGUAACCAGUUACACCCUGUGCUGGUCACAAUACAUCAAGACAGAAUUGUAGAGAUUGCAGCAUGUCACUCUUCUCACACCUCUGCUGCUAAAACCCAGGGUGAUGAUGUGUAUAUGUGGGGUCAGUGCCGGGGACAGUCCAUCAUUCUUCCAUUCCUCACCCACUUCUGCUGCACUGAUGAUGUGUUUGCUUGUUUUGCUACUCCUGCAGUGACUUGGCGUCUCCUUUCAGUAGAACCUGACAAUCACUUAACAAUAGCUCAAUCAAUAAAAAAGGCAUUUGACAACCCAGAUAAUGCUGAUUUGAGGUUUCAAGUAGAUGGAAAAUACAUUUAUGUUCAUAAAGUGUUCCUCAAAAUUAGGUGUGAACAUUUUCAUUCAGUUCUGAACAAUGGUACUGAGGAAAUCAUAGAAAUAAGUGAAUUCUCAUAUCCUGUUUACCGAGCAUUUUUGGAGUAUCUUUAUACAGAUAGCAUCAGUCUCCCUCCUGAAGAUGCCAUAGGCCUGUUAGACUUGGCAAGCUUCUAUAGAGACAACCGACUAAAGAAGCUUUGCCAACAAACAAUUAAGCAGGGCAUUUCUGAAGAGAAUGCAAUUGCUCUUCUAUCAACUGCAAUCAAGUAUGAAGCAAAGGAGUUAGAGGAAUUUUGCUUCCGGUUUUGCAUCAACCACCUGACUGUCGUUACUCAGUCUCCAGGUUUUGCAGAAAUGGACCAUGACCUCAUGAAGAACUUCAUAAGCAAAGCCAGUCGAGUUGGAGCAUUUAAAAACUGAAGUAAAACCCUUGCCUAAUAAUGAAGAUAGUUUCAUUAUCAUUAUUUGUAUUUCUGAUGUCAUGAUAAUUUUCUCAUAAACCUUAUUUAAAAAGAGCAUUAUGCAUUCUGGCUCCCUACUGUGACAACUGAUCUUAGAAAUUAAGGAAACACCAAAACAACAGUUUUCACUAAAAGCUAAGUAAUUAAAUUUUGAUACAGCUAAACUACUUUAAAUAUCUUGAAAUAAUCUUCCAUGCUUCAGGAAAAGCCUGUCCACAGAUAUCAUAUCUGCAGACAGUUGCUACAGUAUCUUGCAAUAUGAAAGCAACCGUUUUUCUUACCAACAGCUGAAGUUGCUAGUCUAUGAAUAGGAAUAUGAGCUUUGGAAAAUUAGAAGGGAAAGGGAAGCCCACAAAAGAUAAAACCUCUGGAACCCCACAGCAAUUAUGAAAGUAUUAGAGAUUUAAUAAAAUUAAAACUAUGCUAGGUAACUUUGUGUCAUCCCUUCCAUAAAGCCAACUUGUACAUCUAGAAAUUUCUCUUGUCCCAGCCAAACCAAUCUUGCAAAAGUGAAAGUGUCUAUCUAGUUUAUUGGAAUGCUACUGGAUGAUAAUUAGGCUGUUGCUUUUCUUUAAAAGUAGGAUGAUGAAAGAAGAGUUUCAGCCUUCAGGUAUUUGGGAUAUGUGAAUAAAGCAGGAGAUGGCAAACUCACCAAUCAAUAUUUUUAAUAACAAUUUGGCCAGCAUUAGUUCACUGUUGGAGGCUUUCCUAGUUUUUAAUUGAUUGAUUAGUUUAACAAUUUCCAAACUGGGACUGAUGGCCAGGCGGAACACUUAUUUUUAGAAUACAGGUUGGGGCAACAGGCUGAUAAAGGAAAAGUCAUAUAUCUUGCUGUAAAAUUGUUCACCUCUCUUGGGCAGAAUCUUUUUUCCAGCCAGACCAUCUCCCGCAGUGCUAAUAUUAAUUAUCUUCUAAAAGACAAUGGCAUUGAUAUCCUCUGCAGAGUGAAAAAUAUCCCAAUUGAUUGACACAAAUAUUUACUUCUUUCUAUUAAGAGUUUUUUACAGUUUAGGAGCAAGUAACUAAUUCUAAUAGUGGAACAAUUUCUGGAUAUGUAACAUUGAAAACUAUCGCUAAAUCUGCCUUGACUUAUACAUAGUACUGAUCAAACCUUCAGGGAUUCUGCUUGAGGUAGGAGGUUUUGCUCAUGAGAAACUGAAGAGUCGAUGGUGAAGACUGUAUACAGAGUGGCUAGAACAUCUAACAAAGUUCUCAAACAGGAGUUCGGGAAGCUCAAGGGGCAUGCCUGAAGCAAGAAAUAAAUGUCUUGCUCUCGUAUUUCCAAACAAUCUAAUCCCGGAACAGCUAAACCUACAUCAUUGUCCCUAGUCAAUUAAAGUUGUGUAUGAGAUAAAGUAAUAUUGAGUCACUAUUUUGCCAGAACCCAAACUUUCAAUGAAAUAACCCAAUUUUAAAAAUCAUAUUAAGACUAUAAGAAUGAGGAUGAUUCCACACAGUCCUGUUCUUUUAUAUUUCUGAAAUUUUAAAUGAAAAUGUAAAUAUAUGUGUUUCUUCAUGACAUUUAUUGCAAAUAAAUUCAGAUAAGUAGAGAAAUAA
Molecule: messenger RNA, 3921 nt
Organism: Pantherophis guttatus
Lineage: Eukaryota; Metazoa; Chordata; Lepidosauria; Squamata; Colubridae
Gene: RCBTB2
Product: RCC1 and BTB domain containing protein 2
Molecular function (GO): protein binding
Source: RefSeq, a predicted model, not a curated record